Saccostrea echinata is the source of this 574-nucleotide messenger RNA. RefSeq lists its product as uncharacterized. The transcript is spliced from 4 exons. Lineage: Eukaryota; Metazoa; Mollusca; Bivalvia; Ostreida; Ostreidae. Bases 43 to 366 code for a protein of 107 amino acids. The record is from RefSeq and is a predicted model, not a curated record.
UCGGGACAAGAUCUACGAUCUAGGACUCGACAAAGCCUAAUAAUGAUUGAUUCUAUUGAAACAACAUACAGACCGGAGAUAGAGCUCUGCCGCGAUGAAAAAGUGCAUAAUAGGCCUGGAAAUUAUGUUCAUGAUACAAACACUGAAGGUGAAAGUACUACAAGGUCUCCGUUGAAGAAGCAAGUUGAGCCAUCCUUUUCUCAUGAGUUGCCUCAAAAUAGAAGGAAACAAACUUUUUUGGACGCUACAUUCAAGAGGUUGAUGAAGCAAAAGGGAAGGAAACUCCUCCGAGAACUUCUGAUGUACAUUGAUAUUUUCAAAGCCAAUAUUUAUUCAAAAAGCCCUUCAAAGGAAACCCUGAAGUAAUUACCUUCAUACUGAGAGAAGGAAAAAACCCUUCAGAUUUUUUCCCCCUAAAAUUUUACUCUUAAGCAAAAGGACACAAUCACAAGGACAUAUUAUUUAGUUUGUUUUUUUUUUUUUCAUGAUGUAGGCAUAUUUUUGGGGGAAAAACUGUAAAAGUGCAGUAUUGUUUUCUUCAAGUUUAGUUGUUUGAUUUUCUUAAUGCCAAAUA